Messenger RNA from Vicia faba (fava bean), 702 nucleotides. NCBI's taxonomy places the organism in Eukaryota, Viridiplantae, Streptophyta, Magnoliopsida, Fabales, Fabaceae. The record is from the annotation of a GenBank genome assembly.
AUGGGUGUGUUUAAUUUAGUGUUUCAUCAUGGGGGAAGUUUCGUGCAAGACGGCCAUACGUAUUAUAGAGGAGGUAGUGAGACUACUGUUGAUGGUCGGGACGAAGAUAAAUGGAGCUUUUUUGAAGCUGUUAGUCUGGUUAAAGAUUGGGGUUAUGAAGGUUUUAGGCUAUGGAGAAAGAUUCCGCAAACGGAUGAAGGGUUUACAAAUGUUGUUGAUGAUGCAGGAGCUGUAGAAGUUGCUAAGCAUUGUAUGUCUUGUAGGGUUCACGACGAUCUUUGGGUAGAGCACGGUGUAGAAGACAUGAUGACCAAGGUUCUGGUACCUAAUGUUGAUGACUUCAGCACCUCUAAUGGAGAUGAUAGUACUGGUGACUAUGUUGAUGCAAGCCAAUGUUUCAAUGACAGUGAAGAGGAAAGAGUAAUUGACAUAGAAGAAGAGCAAUUUGAACAAGUGGAGGUAGUUGUUCCAGUUAGUGGGAAUAGGGUGGAGAUCGAAGGGAAAUCAUUGAGAUUCAAGCGUUGUGCAUCCAAGGAUCCCAAAAAGAUGAAAGAAAAGAGCAAAAGGGACAAGGUCAGUGUUUUGGUGCCCAAAAGUGUCUUAGGAUCUUGUUCAAAGAGGGCUACAAGGAAAUGUGAAGAUAAGCUUGAAGUAGUUACAAUUUGGGAGUUACUCUACCAUUUGAAGAUAAGCUUGAAGUAG